AUGGAUGCUGUCCUCAUCGCACGCCAGGCGGCUCCAACCGCCACGCCGUUCCCCUUCCCCUUCCAACACACCAAGAUGGACUUGGACUGGGCUGUGUUCAUGUACAUCUUCGUUUUCUGCGUCUUCGUCGGGACAAUACUGCUUGGCCGAAUCAUCACCUGCUCAACAUGGCAGCACCGCAUGGGACAAGGAGUACCGGGCGUACAGGACACAACAGGUCACCCUCCGCUGAAGACUGGUACUCGCUACAAGUUUGGCAGGGUCCGACUUGUGUACAUGAACGGACUCAUAAGCCUUAUCAACAUAACAAGAAGGACAGCGAGGGUGAUAAGCGGUAUGGUCUACAUGGGGUUCAUAUGA
Molecule: messenger RNA, 360 nt
Organism: Diaporthe citri
Lineage: Eukaryota; Fungi; Ascomycota; Sordariomycetes; Diaporthales; Diaporthaceae
Exons: 3
Coding region: 1-360 (119 amino acids)
Source: RefSeq, a predicted model, not a curated record